CAACGGGUGCCUACAGCUUCAUCUCCGGCGAACACUAAUAGCAGCUCCAGUAGUGCUACCGGCAGUCAAAGCGGGACGAUGAGCACGAAUCUCAGCAACAAUGCUAUGCAGGGUCAACAAGCAGAGCAGCUAUCUAAAACGAAUCUAUACAUCCGUGGCCUCAACCAGAAUACGACUGACAAAGACCUCGUUAAUAUGUGUUCUCAGUACGGAACUAUAACUUCCACCAAGGCGAUUUUAGACAAAAAUACAAACAAAUGUAAAGGUUACGGAUUUGUAGACUUCGAGUCACCGAUGGCGGCAGAGGGUGCUGUGAAAGCACUGGUCGCCAAGGGCAUCCAAGCGCAGAUGGCGAAAGUGGGUAUCUGGUUGCUCCGUAGACUGGACAGUGUACGUGGUUGUGCAUGCAAGUACAGACAACAGGAGCAGGACCCCACCAAUCUGUACAUCGCCAACCUGCCGCUGACCUUCAAAGAGAAUGACGUCGAGGCAUUACUCGCUCAAUACGGACAAGUUAUCUCUACGCGUAUCCUGCGCGACACUUCCGGCCAGAGCAAAGGAGUUGGAUUCGCAAGAAUGGAAUCAAAGGAAAAAUGUGAACAGAUCAUUCAAAUGUUUAAUGGAAAGGCACUACCAGGCGCAAAGGAUCCAUUAUUAGUUAAGUUUGCCGAUGGAGGAAACAAAAAGAAAUCGUUGUUCAAGAGUACAAUAUGGAGAGAAACCGGCGAAAACAUGACUUUAAAUUACGAUACAAGCGGCGUUGGUCAGAACGGCGUUGCUACGACUCACAUGCUUCCUGCGACAGCUCUGACACAGUACAGUCGUCACUACAGUCAGGCAUUGCCUGGUUACAGUGUGCCAGGCACCCCGUGGGUGGCUCCUUACCUCGUGCAUCCUUCCCCGCCACAUAUGCAACAGAUGAUACCAUCAGCCGAUCCUAGUAAUCCGCAGUACAGUAUGAUUCCGCAGCUUACUACGCAAAUGUCUACUUUACAUCUCGGCACUGGUUCCUACAUAGCGAGCCCACAUCCCUAUCCUUAUACGACUUAUCCUGCUCCUAGUAUCAUUCACACUAUGCCACUAGGCGAGUCGGAGCAGACGAGUAACGCAGCGUCCCCCGACGACUCUUAUCAGCAGUACCAGGCUCAGCAGCCUAAGUAGGCCACGGUUUACAAUAGAUGUACGAUCGCGCUAAGGGUUACGUGAAUUAGGAAAGGCUUACUGAUUGACACAUGAAAAUAUGCGCAGAAUGAAGCAGAGUAGCAACAGAUACGAGAGCGGAUUACACUAAGAAUAGAUUUGAAACAAAAAAACUACAUUACGUAACGAAUAAGAUUCUUCCUCACGAUAAAUUGACUUGCCAGCGUUUUUAUACGUUUUAUCCAACAGUAAAUAGAGGAAAGUAGAUGAUAUUUUGCAACGAGUAGGCAGAAUGAAUGUUGCGAGAAUGUGUAAGAGCGAAAGAAACCGAGCGAGCGAGAGAAAGAAUAAUAAUUGAAGGAAGUACAGGAAAACGAGUAUAAGAGCGAUCACGUGUCAUUCUCGUGGAACGGCACGUGCUUCCAUACCAGUAUGGCUCCGUUAAAGCUACGUGACGGUUACACGUACACUUUCAUGUAUACAUACAUACAGACACAUGUCCAACAUACAUCGUACACGACAGUAAUGAAAAAAAUCAAGUUAUUUACGAAGAACAGUUACUGUCAAGCUGAUAGGCUUCCAUGAUGUAACUUUAGAUGUUAUGUUUACUACGGACAGAUGACAGAAGCUAAUUGAAGCUAAUCUCGAGAGCUCGACAGUAUGGAUAAGUAUUUCAAUGAACGAGUGAAAGAGAGAGAAUGUGCGUGUAUGCGUUUACUAUAAAGAAAAACGAGGAAAGGAGAGGAAAAAGUAAUACUGCUCAGAAAUAUACAAAGGAGAAUUCUUCCCGAGGAAAUAAUAGUAAAUAAUAAUAAUAUACAACAAGAGAGAGAAAGAGCAAAAGUGAGAGUGAGAGAGAAAGAAAAAAGUGUAUGAAAGAGAAGAAGAGAGGAUGCGCUACUUUCAGGACGAUAUAACAUCGAGAGAAAAAAAUUCAGAGAUUCGUAAUUACAAUUUAAAAUCUCGGGGGAGGUAUUCGUUCGCGAAACUAGUAAAAAUACUUGUCUGCAGCUGAGAAUACAUACACGUGAACAUACACGAUUCAUCUUCCGUGAUAAUGCACUUCAUCCCAUUCGUUCUCUCGCGUGCAGAUUACAUAGGAUAUACGAAACAAAUAUACUACCACACCUUCAUCAGAGUUCACGUGUUUUUUCAGGUUUCUUUUUUUUUUCCUUUUUUCAUUUUUCCGCUUUUACAUUCAGAAACAUUCCACGCCGAGUAUAUACGCGCGCAUCGUCACGCAGAGGUAUUUUUUUUUAACGAAAAUACUGGUAGUCUAUCAAUUUUCUAGCGGUACCGCGCAUCUCUACCGCGUUGCGUUUCCUUGUUUUUUUUUGUUUUUUUUUUUUUUUUUAAACGUACAACGAACUUUUAUUAUAAAUAAAAUUACAGAGACAACCGGUGAAAGGAAAGGACGACGGUAAAAUUUUGUUUCUAAAAUAGGCAAGGGGAGGAAUGCAAUUUUCAAAAUAUAUUCCGUAUAAUUAUUGUACGAAAGACGGAAAGAAAAAAAUGAAACAGUACUUUUUAGAGCGUUAUAUUUACGAUGAUUACAAGUUAGAUACGGAUCGAUAUCAAUUUUUAAUUGUACAGUAAAUACAGAUAUUUUUUUUAGAAUCGUGCCUUUUCACACAGAUCCGUUAAAUGAAAGAGAGGAAGAGAAAGAGAGAAAUAUAUAUAUGCAGGAGAAAAUUGUUAUAAUAUAUUUUUACGCAUCGGUAAAUUCAGAUGCGGAGUCAAAUCUUAAUUUUCUAAUUAAUAUAUCUGUAAUUGUUUUUGUGUUAAAUAUCUCUAUACAUUUGUUUUCGUUGUCAAUUUGAUAGAUUUUGUACGCGUGAUUACAUACAUUAUUGAAUUGGAAUUGUCGGACUGUUUGAAAGAAAAACAAAAUAGACGCAGACAUAGCGGCAGUCCGUAAUAAUAAUAAAAGAAAAAAAGAAGAGAAAAUCUAAGAAAAUCAAAUCGCGACAACUCGAGAAACAGAAUGCAAGAUAACGAGAGAGA
This is a messenger RNA of Pogonomyrmex barbatus (red harvester ant), 3144 nucleotides long. RefSeq names its product RNA binding motif single stranded interacting protein alan shepard (gene shep). Gene Ontology annotation, molecular function: RNA binding. The record is from RefSeq and is a predicted model, not a curated record. NCBI's taxonomy places the organism in Eukaryota, Metazoa, Arthropoda, Insecta, Hymenoptera, Formicidae.